Galendromus occidentalis (western predatory mite) is the source of this 2531-nucleotide messenger RNA. RefSeq names its product nose resistant to fluoxetine protein 6-like. The transcript has a single exon. Bases 32 to 2395 code for a protein of 787 amino acids. Gene Ontology annotation, molecular function: acyltransferase activity, transferring groups other than amino-acyl groups. The record is from RefSeq and is a predicted model, not a curated record. Lineage: Eukaryota; Metazoa; Arthropoda; Arachnida; Mesostigmata; Phytoseiidae.
CCUCACUCUACGAUCGACCUGAAUAUUCGCAAUGGUGUUCGUGUGCCGGUGGAUUAUAUUUGUUCUGAUUCCGUUGAGUCUGCCAGCGGUGUUUUGUGAUGAAGACUUCACGAACGUUACGACCACUACGGAUUUCUACGAGGAGAGCCCUGAAACGACAACACUCUACCCCGAAGAGGAUGGAGAUCCGUACACUAGGUCGCAGAGCAUAUUCGGUGAAUCGGAAACUACAACGAUCGAUCCCGAUGCGCCCGGACCCAUGGAAAUCAUGAUGAACGAAGUGUUCGAUGAAAUCUACCGGAAAGCUCUCCCGUUCGUUACCCAAUUCGGUUUUGAUCCCAACAUCACCACAGAUUGUUCGACAGCUCUCGUGAAAUUCGCUCUCGGUCUCCGUAAAAUGGAACCGUGGGCUCUCCAGAUGUUCGACGCUACUGGAAAACUAGCGCCCGGUCUGAUGAAAGGUACCCUCGGGGACUUGGGCAAUUUCCACGAGUGUCUCAAUAUCGAGGCCCGCAAGAGGAUCGAUGACAGCCUCGACUUCACCGGUCGCUUCUGUACCGUCUACAUCAACAUGGCCCACAACUCGAUGGUUCCCAAAGUUCUCAAGAAAUUUCAAGGCGUAGGACUGUUGAUCGGACGGAGAGACCCCCUGAACUACGUGGGCAACAGUAUGUUCAAAGGAUUCAGGAACUCGGUCUGCAUACCGUCGGCCUGCUCAGCCGAAGAUUUGACGUAUAUUGCGAGCGUUGCAGCGAAAAAACUCGAGGCGACCGUCGUCGUACGAGGAUGUACAGCCAAAGGCGAACAACAAACUAGCGACGUACAAAAAGCCGUACUGAGACUGCUGGCGGUCAUUGCUAGCGUGGUUUUUUCGGCGACGGCGUACGACACCCUCUGCCGUCUUUUAAAAACCCCUGGGGAAGACGACAUCAUCUCGAGGCUACGAUCCUCCUCGGACGUCUAUUACAAAAUGGACGAGAUUCUCCUCGGUAUGUCGAUUGUCCACAACACGGAAAAACUUCUCCACGUCGAGCCCCGGGACAUCAACGACCAAAAGCUCAUGUUCAUCCACGGCAUGAGGUUUUUCAGCUGUUCAUGGGUGAUUCUAGGCCAUACCUACCUGAUCGGGGACCCCACAGCGACAACGUCAUUGUCGAACGUUAUCGACUUGGUCGACAGCAUAUUCACGACGGUAAUCGCGAAUGCUUUUCCCGCCGUCGAGACUUUCCUCUUCAUAAGUGGUUUUCUCUUGAGUUACAACGUCCACAAACUUCUACAAAACUGCAAACGACUGUGGCUGACCGUACCAGUGAUCCUCCUGCGAAGAUACAUUCGUUUAACGGUGCCCGCUAUGUUGGUCGUGGGAAUUUGGCUUCUGGUGCCACUAGUGGGUGACGGUGCGAUCAUGAACGACUACCGGCCUCGAUUCCUCGAGUCUUGCGAAACGAACUGGUGGCGAGUACUAACGCACACGAACAAUUUCGUUCCAUUCUUCGACAUGUGCCUCGGUCACCUGUGGUACAUUGAUAUCGACUACCAGCUAUACGUUCUGCUCAUGAUCAUCCCGAUCAUCAUGCUCAAGAGCCCUAAAAACGGAAUGAUCGUCGCGAUCGUCUCGACCAUCGUUACGACGGUCUACGUCGGCUACACGACCGUGAGCCUCGGUCUGCAACCGACCGUCGUUUUCACCUCGACGGAUAUCGACAGUACCGUCAACACGACGAACCUCGUCCAGUUCAGACCGUGGGCUCACGUGGGAUCGUUCAACGUAGGAAUACUCUUGGGCUACCUGAUCUACAAGCAGCCGAAAAUUAAAAUGAACUUCAGCACGGUGAUCGUAUGCUGGAUGAUCGCCGUCUGUGUGAUGCUCACUGUUCUCUUCAAACCCCACGACUGGUUCUCGGUGGACUACGUCGAUUUCGGGAGCACCGAGUGCAUCGUCUAUGCGAUCUUCCACCGGCUGGCGUGGACACUCGGCGUUGCCUGGGUGGCUUUCGCCUGCGCUACGGGAAGAGCGGGAAUCAUCGCCAGGAUCCUGUCUUGGAGGACAUUGGUACCGCUGAGCAGACUUUCGUUUGGAGCUUUCUUGGCGCAUGUUGUCAUCCUGUUGACGCAACUAAUGUUGCAAGAGGAGCGUGUGCCGUACAAUCAUGUGACAAAAAUCAUGAACUACUUCGCGGUGACGACAGCUUCGUUCAUCAGCGCUUACGUCUUAUUCUUGUUCUGCGAGGCGCCGGUUGCUCUCCUAGACAAAAUGCUUGUCGGUGGUGAACUCUUCCAAAUUCGGCGAAAAAAGUCCACUGCGGGUGCCAGAAGCGACUCUCAGCACGAUGCCAAGUCCGACGCCGUCAUGGAAACGCUAAGAGUUGAGCCCAGGAAUCAUUCAUAUCUAUAGGAAUUGUGACCUUCUAUGGAUGCGAGGAGAUUUAUACCGUUAACAUAAUCUGGUUUGCCCGGCCGCGACCGAGUUUCUGUUGUUGUCGUUGGAGGCGGAGCAAACCAUGGAGUUUGGAAUGAGAGGAACGAACCAA